Xenopus laevis (African clawed frog) is the source of this 3221-nucleotide messenger RNA. It is a transcript of the gene dpysl4.S, whose product is annotated as dihydropyrimidinase-related protein 4. Gene Ontology annotation, molecular function: hydrolase activity; hydrolase activity, acting on carbon-nitrogen (but not peptide) bonds, in cyclic amides; hydrolase activity, acting on carbon-nitrogen (but not peptide) bonds. Gene Ontology annotation, cellular component: cytoplasm; cytosol. The record is from RefSeq and is a predicted model, not a curated record. The transcript is spliced from 14 exons. NCBI's taxonomy places the organism in Eukaryota, Metazoa, Chordata, Amphibia, Anura, Pipidae. Bases 16 to 2022 code for a protein of 668 amino acids.
AGAGAUUCAGCAACAAUGGCAGAGAGGAGCAGCAGGGAGAAAGUCAAUGGAGAGAGCAACAACUUCUUUUCUAAACUGGGAUCAGGGAGUCCCAAGCCCAGGCAGAAAUAUGGGGGGAUGUUCUGCAACGUGGAGGGCGCUUUUGAAAAUAAAACCAUCAAUUUUGACUCUCUAAGUGUCGGCAAGAAAAAUGGCAGAAAGAUGGAAAUGAGCAACUCGAGUCCUGAAUCGGAGAAUGGGAGCGACUGCGGCAGUAUCAGCAGCCUGGACAGGCAAGGAACUGACAAAUUGGAAAUCCAGGGGUCCACCAAGCUUAACAUGCGGGAUGUGACACCUCAGAGUGACCGACUUCUAAUACAAGGUGGGAAGAUUGUGAACGAUGAUCAGUCCUUCCUGGCCGAUAUCUAUAUUGAAGAUGGUUUAAUAAAGCAAAUUGGAGAGAAUCUAAUUGUUCCUGGUGGGGUGAAAACCAUUGAUGCCCAUGGGUUGCUGGUUGUACCCGGAGGGAUAGAUGUUCACACAAGGCUCCAGAUGCCGGUCAUGGGGAUGACUAGCUCUGACGAUUUCUUCCAAGGAACAAAAGCUGCACUUGCUGGAGGCACCACCAUGAUAAUUGACCAUGUCUUCCCUGACUCUGGAAUGAACCUGGUACAAGCCUACGACCAAUGGAGAGAAUGGGCUGAUGGCAAGGUGUGCUGUGAUUAUUCCCUGCAUGUAGAUAUUACCCACUGGCACGAGAGCCUGAAAGAAGAGCUAGAGGCAUUAGUGAAGGAUAAAGGUGUCAACUCCUUUCUCGUUUUUAUGGCCUACAAAGACCAAUACCAGUGCACAGACGCAGAGAUGUAUGAAAUAUUCUGCAUUAUCAGAGACCUGGGAGCAAUAGCCCAAGUGCAUGCAGAAAACGGGGACAUUAUUCAAGAGGAGCAAAAUCGUGUGUUGGAAUGUGGCAUCACAGGGCCCGAGGGUCAUGUACUCAGCCACCCUGAAGAGGUGGAAGCGGAGGCAGCGUACCGUGCAAUAACAAUCGCAAAGCAGGCCAACUGCCCCCUAUACAUCACCAAGGUUAUGAGCAGAGGAGCUGCAGAUGUGAUUGCCCAAGCAAAGAGAAAAGGAAUUGUUGUGUAUGGGGAGACACUCACAGCCAGCAUUGGCACGGACGGAACUCAUUACUGGAGCAAAAACUGGGCAAAGGCUGCUGCCUACGUGACCUCCCCUCCUAUAAGCCCUGACCCCUCAACUCCUGACCAUCUCACUUCAUUACUCUCAUGUGGCGAUCUUCAAGUGACGGGAAGCGCACAUUGCACCUUUACCACAGCACAGAAAGCUGUCGGGAAGGACAACUUCACUAUGAUUCCUGAGGGGACAAAUGGAAUAGAAGAAAGGAUGACAAUCAUUUGGGAUAAGUGUGUGACUUCUGGCAAAAUGGAUGAGAAUACGUUUGUGGCUGUGACCAGCACCAACGCUGCAAAACUCUUCAAUGUGUAUCCCCGAAAGGGAAGGAUCGCAACGGGUUCGGAUGCCGAUUUAGUCAUCUGGAAUCCCAAAACGGCAAAAAUUAUCUCUGCAAAGACCCACAAUGUGGCCUUGGAGCUGAACAUAUUUGAAGGGAUGGAAUGCCACGGUGCCCCAGAGGUUGUGAUUAGUCAGGGAAGGAUUGUGCUGGAAGAUGGAAAUCUCCAUGUGAGCCAGGGAUCCGGACGUUUUGUACCCAGGAAAACAUUUCCCGAUUAUGUGUACAAGAGGAUCAGAGCUAGAAACAGGCUAGCAGAAAUACGUGGUGUUCCCAGGGGCUUGUACGACGGACCUGUCCACGAUGUCACGAUUAGCCCCAAGUCAGCAGCACCCGCGCCAGCUUCAAGGAUAACUUGUCCUGGAAAGAUCCAAAUGGGACCAGUUCGAAACUUACAUCACUCUGGAUUCAGCUUGUCAGGAUCUCAAGAAGAUGACCACAUUCCAAGACGCACUACACAAAAAAUAGUAGCACCCCCUGGUGGCCGUUCUAAUAUUACCUCUCUCUCGUAGUAUUACUGUAAAAAAAAAAAACGCUGAAUAGCAAAAGAAGUAGGUACUAGUGGGAAAGACUGGAACCUGCAUGAUGAUUAUAUGAAAUGUGGUCCUUAAUGCAAUGUUUUCUAUUGGCCGUUGUUCCCGGAUCCUUCUCAAAGAGGGUUAGAAAGGGAUUGGAGAAACUGAAAGAUAAUAGUACUGUAAAAUUGCCUCUGUUUUGGCUAUAACUAGGUUAAAUUAUUAGUGUAUAAUUAUAUUUCCAGUGCAGGCCCGUCAAUAGUACAUUUUACAUUGAACUGUCAUUAACAGCUACAAAAGGAUUUUGUUUAAAAAUCUUUUAUGGGGAAAAGCCAAAGGCAUCGUAUCUGCUCUAUCUGAAUUAAAAGGUGGUCAUAACAUAUUCCGUAUGGAUGUUUACAUAUAUAUAUAUAUAGAUUAGCACAGUAUUCAACAAAGCCUCUUUAUUUUCUGCUUGGGGUCCUAGUAGUUUUGUUGAGGAAUAUGCUUCAAGCAUCCAUAGCGGCACAGCUAAUAAAAUAUGCAUGCAUAACAGCCAGGAACAAGGGAUAUUGUACAGACAGAUAGUUCAAUUGCAUCUUAUACAGUUUCUUACAAAGAACUAAGAUCCAUGAUUUUCAGUUGGGUGCAGUGAAGUUUGCCCUAGCCUGGCAUUCACUUACUAUCAUUUUACUAAAACAGAAAAGCAGCUGAUUGGUUGCUGCACAAGGGACAAACACUUGUGCAAAUAUAAUAUGAAGUUAUUUUAUUUCUUUCUUAGAAAUAUAAAUGCUUAGUAGAACAUAGUGGUCUCCAUUAGUAAAAGAAGUAUAUAGGGAAUCAACCCUUCAGGUUACUGUGUAGGUUCUACUGGUGCUCAAGGUUUUUUCUUACUUGCAACUGAUAAAGUUGAGAGUUUAUCAUUCAUUUUCGAAGUACAUGAACAUGUCUGCAACCUUGUUUGAUCUAAUUUCAUCCUAAACUCUUAUGCGCCAUUGAAUAAAACACAUCUCUUCUACAUGGGCCUGAAUAUAUUGAAUAUGGGCAGACUAUAUCCAGACUCUAUCUGACUAUAUCUGAUGUGUAGUAGGCUUGCACUUAUAAAUGCUUUGGAGAAGUAGGAAUAAGAUUCAUGUCUGCUGCAAAUAAUCUUUGCAUUGUGAGCUUCUUCUCGUUGGGAAGACGGAUGAGAAUAAACCACCCUUCCAAAAACUUCA